Dentiscutata erythropus is the source of this 822-nucleotide messenger RNA. The record is from the annotation of a GenBank genome assembly. NCBI's taxonomy places the organism in Eukaryota, Fungi, Glomeromycota, Glomeromycetes, Diversisporales, Gigasporaceae.
AUGCCAAAGUAUGCAUCAUUAUUUAAUCUCAGACCAGCGGAUGUAAUUCCUGUUCGAGAUUAUAAAAAUAGCACUUCGGAAACAUUGUGGGCACCUGAGGAAUGGGAUGAAAGUUUCAUUUACCCACCACUUCCAAAAGAUUGGAAUUCUUAUUUAAAAUGGAGAAAGGCACCACAAUUCAAUCAACUUGAUGCAUUGUGUAGAGUAAUAACUAAUACUCUAUCACUCCCGCUCACAAUUCUAUCUGCCUUGGAAAGGUUUUACUCACGUAGCCAAUUGCGCUCUUUUGACGACUUGGUGGUUCAUUUCAUAGGUGCCGGUAAAUAUGAGGUAUCGGCACUUAUGUCCUUCGAAGAAAUUAUGCAUAUACUCCCAAACAUAAAAACACUACAACUCAUAUUGAUUGGAAUAGAAUUACCAUCAAAAAUUAUAGGUGUUUCUCUACAAUGUUGUCCACGUUGUACUAAGGCUAAUAGAAAACGAAUUUAUUCAUUACAUCCAGUAUCAUAUGAUGAAUAUUCUGUUUCUGAUGAUUUCAUCACUCCACAAAUUGUCGUUGGUUUCAAUACUGAUCUAUAUGAAGAAUCUUGGAAAUCAUCCGUUGAAUUUUUAAUAGAGAAAGAAUUACCUUGCAUAUUUACUUCUUAUUCUAAAGAUGAAGCAAAUCAAAAUGUUAAAAUGUUAAAGGAUUUGAGUGCAAAUAUUAUUGUAGGAGCUAAAGAAAAUAAAUGGGGGAGUACAAUGCCACUUGUCGAACCACAAGAAACGGAUAAGUUUUAUUAUAACAAUUAUUAUAGAACAUUGCUAAAAGGGAAAGCGUGA